AUGCGGUGUACUGACACUCCAAUUAGCUUGACAUUUACUUCCGGCCCGGUCAAUGGCAAGAAGAUGAUCGUACAAGUCACCACUACUGGCAACGACCUCGGAGGCGACCAGUUUAAUCUUGCCAUUCCUGGCGGUGGCGAGGGCUCGACUCAAGGCUGCACGAAAGAAUACGGGGUCGAUGUUUGGGGCGCCGACUAUGGCGGCGUCGCCCAUCGUGACGACUGUGAUGCUCUACCAGCACCUCUCCAGGCCGGCUGUUACUGGCGCUUCGACUGGUUCCGCAACGCUGACAACCCCACUGUGAGCUGGGAAAAAGUCACCUGUCCCGAGCAGUUGUCGUCGGCCAAAUCCGCAGACAAGCUCGAGGCAGGGCACGAGUACGAAGCCGUCGGGGCCGGUGCCGACCGUGGUACAGUUGUAUGA
Messenger RNA from Parastagonospora nodorum SN15, 423 nucleotides. RefSeq lists its product as hypothetical. NCBI's taxonomy places the organism in Eukaryota, Fungi, Ascomycota, Dothideomycetes, Pleosporales, Phaeosphaeriaceae. Bases 1 to 423 code for a protein of 140 amino acids. Gene Ontology annotation, molecular function: cellulase activity. The record is from RefSeq and is a predicted model, not a curated record. The transcript is spliced from 2 exons. Gene Ontology annotation, biological process: carbohydrate metabolic process.